Oncorhynchus keta (chum salmon) is the source of this 1888-nucleotide messenger RNA. Its product is annotated as chromatin target of PRMT1 protein-like. Lineage: Eukaryota; Metazoa; Chordata; Actinopteri; Salmoniformes; Salmonidae. The transcript has 5 exons. The record is from RefSeq and is a predicted model, not a curated record. The coding region runs from base 451 to 1089 and encodes 212 amino acids.
CACCAAUCAGGCCCUGGACUGGAGUUGCCCACCCCUGGUAUAGGCAGUAAGGGCAGGGGAACGCAACUACAUGGAUACAGUAGUAUGCUAAGCAGUAUGUUCUUAAUUAACACAGGAGUCUGCUGAUGGGAGGACGGUUCAUAACAAUGACUGGAACGGAGCGAAUGGCAUCAAAUGCCUUGAAACUAGGUGUUUGCUAUAUUUUAGUAACAUUUCACUAAUGUCACUCCAGUCAUUACCAUAAGCCCGCUCUCCCCAAUUACACCGCCGCCAGCCUCCUGUGGUUCUUAAACCCUCCCAUCUCCUAUCCUAUAUCACCCUAUUCGACUGAGGGCCAAGUGUCUGCAGGUUCACUCCCAUGUACUUGAUCAAGUAAAGUCACUGAUCAUUUAGGAACUCUCCUCACCUGGUUGUCUAGGUCUUAAUUGGACAUUUCAAAGCUUCACCACCAUGCUGAACAACAAGCAGCUGGAGCCAGUGGCUGUACCAGUCAACAUGCAGCAGCAGCAAGUGGCCAGUGUCCGCAACAGGAGACUGGCUCUGCAGAUGGAGAACAGGACCUCUGUGCAGGCUGCCCUGCAGCCCAAGAGCCUGAAGCAGGGCGAUGUUCUGGCAAGGCUAGGUCGGCCCGUGGGGACCCUGAUGCGGGGGGCCACCAGAAGCCAAGGAUUUGCUGUAAGGGGACUGCGAGGAAUGCAUCGAGGAGGUUUCGGAGUGUGUGGAAACAGAAGGGGCUUUUUCAGAGGUGGCUAUGCUUUCAGAGGUGUGAAUCCGAUGCGUGCCCGGGAAGGGGUGACUAAGCAUAUGUUUCGUCAGGACUUGAGGUUGCAAGGUGGCCAGCUGAACGAUGCUGGAGUGCUGGUUCGCUGCGGCGCCAGGAAUGAACUGGGCCUGAGAGGAAGAGGCAGAGGAGCGGGUCUGGGCCUGCGGGGCCGGGGAUGGUUCCGAGGCAUGGGCAAACCUGAAAAAAUCCCCACCAAAGAGGAGCUGGACAACCAACUAGACAACUACAUGUCAAUGACCAAGAGCCACCUAGACGCAGAGCUGGAUUCCUACAUGGCCAUGGCAGACUCCGACUACAUGGAGUAGAACCCUGCUGGAAGAUGGGUAGGCAGCAUCAACAAAUGCACUGAGGCUGUCCAGGGGUGAUUCAUUAGUAGAACUACCCCUCACUGGAAACAGAUGGAUGUGACAACCAGGGUCUCUGGCUUAGUCAGAACUAUUGUUAGAAGCACUAUUUGUGAACAAAUAUGUGGUGGUACACACAAGCCCAGAAGCCUGUGUUAUGUGGCUGAAUGUGAGCUCUCUAGAGUCAUACUUGAACUGUUAUGUUCUUUUCAUCAUUUAUAAGCUUAGCUCAGUGCUGAGCAGGGUGGGCUAAAACCUUGCUUAAGAAAGAAGUAUGAAGGUCUGCAGGACUUGUCUAAGAAAAUAAUUACUUGUUCAGUAAAAUCACAAACCAACCAAUUCUCUUUGCUCAGGUACAUUGUGGGUUUGUCUAAGACACUUCACACAAUAGAUGUCAUGUGUUUGCUACAAUGUUAUGUUACUUUCAAAACGGAGUUUAUUUUUUUAUUUUGUGUCAUUUAUUUGUGACAUACUGUAUUGUAUGUACCUCAGCUAGACAGGUUUGGCUGCAUUGUGAAUUUAUAUAGAAAUGUUGAUUUUAGUUUAGCUGAGAGAAAUUACUACAAAUGGUGGCAAGAGGACUAGUUAGUUAUCCAACCAGUUCCUGUCAGAGAAUGUUUUUUUGAGAAUGAAUGGCCCAACUGUUACAAAUAUUCUUUAGCGUUUUGAUAUGCUCAACAUUGUUUUAAUAAAAAUAUUUAAAGCUGUUGCUACCAAUGAUAUAAACAUUAUCAUGACAUGGCGGCAGUUCAUUAUUGAC